ACCCAGAUAAGAAAGGCAGAAGUGAUUUUUUCGGUCACUUGUGAAGCUGGAGAGACCAGAGAAAUCUUUCUUCUUUGAGUUUUCUUUUUGUUUGGACUUUCAGAGGAAAAAGAAUCAUCGGUUCUGAUUCUGCUUGCUUUUUUCUGGAUCUGUUCCUAAUAACUGGAUCAAACUAAGAAGGAGGAGGAGGAGGAGAACCUACACUUGACUGAGCAGUGACAUGAGCAUCUUCCUCUUCAGUGAGGGGGGAGCUGGAGUCCCUCUGGUGUCUCUGGUUUAAUUUAAACGGCGUCUUUAGGAAUCAUAAAGCGAUUCCAGCGUCUGUCCCCUGAUGGGUCCAAAGACUCCUGAGUCCUGCUCCUCCUAAGACCAGGGAGGUCAGUGACAGCAUCUUCUUCUGACCUUCUGAGCCCUGAGAACCGGUUGGUCCUGCGGAGGAGAGCGUGCCAUGAGGGGCCUCAGCCCGGCGCUGCUCCUGCUGCUGUGCAGUCUGGCGCUCCUCACUCCUGCAGCCGCCGCAGAGCGAGGAGGAGCAGGAAGGAGCCAGCGAAGAGGGAGCUCAGAGAAGAGGAGGAGGUUGCAUCGCAUCCAGCACGGCCACUGCAGCUACACCUUCCUCCUGCCGGAGCUGGACGGGUGUCAGGGCGGGGGGCCACCUGCGCAGGCGGAGCAGCAUGGGAGUGUUGCACAGAGAGACUCGCCGCCCGUGGACGGAGAGUGGUCCGCCCAGAAGCUGCAGCACCUGGAGAGCAUCAUGCAGAACAACACGCUGUGGCUGCAGAAGCUGGAGACCUUCAUACAGAAGAACCUGAGGAGAGACGUGGCCAACAUUCGGUCUCAUGUUGUUCACAACCAAACAGCCACAAUGCUGGAGAUUGGAACCAAUCUGCUGACGCACACAGCGGAGCAGACACGCAAACUCAACGUGGUGGAGGCCAAGGUGCUGAAUCACACGUCUCGGAUUGAGAUCCAGCUUCUGGAGAAUUCUUUGUACACCAACAAGCUGGAGAAGGAGCUCCUGCAGCAGACCACUGAGAUCAGGCAGCUGCGAGACAAAAACAGCCGCUUGGAGAGCAAAGUUCAGAGGCUGGAGUCCCAGCAGAGAGGAGAGCUGCAGGACAUGAGGGAGGAGAAGAACAAGCUGCAGUCGGUGGUCCGGACUCAGAUGACGGCCAUAGAGGCUUUGGAGAAGCAGCUGAGGGUGGCGAGCAGCAACAACACGGCUCUGCAGAGGCAGCAGGCGCAGCUGAUGGAGUCCGUGCAUACGCUCAUCACCAUGGUGACCAGCACCACAGGCCCGCCUCCUCAGAGCCAGGCGUGGAGAGACUGCGCAGACGCUUAUAAAGCUGGCCACUCGCUCAGUGGACUGUACCAUCUCUACAUCAGCAACAGGACCGAGCCUGUGCAGGUGUACUGCGACAUGGAGACCAGCGGUGGAGGCUGGACGCUCUUCCAGCGGCGCUUCAACGGCAGUGUGGACUUCCAGAGGAGCUGGAGGGAGUACAAAGAGGGUUUUGGAGACAUGCUGGGAGAACACUGGCUGGGAAAUGAAGCGUUAUACCAGCUGACCAGUCAGAGCCAAUACACCAUGAGGGUGGAGCUUAAAGACUGGGAGGGAAACUCUGCACAUGCCCAGUACGACCGCUUCACCCUGACCAGUGAAAGACAGCAGUACAGGUUGUAUCUCAGAGGUUACAGUGGAACGGCAGGUAAGCAGAGCAGCCUGAACCCGCAUGGAGCCGGCUUCAGCACCCGAGACCAGGACAACGACAACUGUGACCACUGCAAAUGUGCCCUGAUGCUCACCGGAGGUUGGUGGUUCGAUGCCUGUGGGUUCUCCAACCUAAAUGGGAUCUACUACACCGUCGGCCACAACAUCCGGAAGCUGAACGGCAUCAAGUGGCACCACUUCAGAGGUCCCAGCUACUCUCUGCACUCCACUUCCAUGAUGGUACGACCUUACGACUUCUGACCCCGCCUCCAAAAGACUCCUGAGACCUGCCUUCAGCAUCAGGACCCCCCAAUGGAUCCUCCCUGUGGUUUUCAACCCCAGCCCUAAACCAUCGCUCACUCGGAUCCACGAUGGCUGCUAUGAUGGAGAACAGGGGGAUUGUGUUGAGGUUUCUCCGUUCUUUCUUGCAUCUCAGAGGUUUACAGUGAUGGGUUUUACCUCCUUCCUCUGAACACCUUCAUAGGAUUUUGUGCAUCAAACCUGAAGAGCAUCCAGUUUAAAGCUAGUUUUUCCCAACAUAAGAAAUCCUAAAGCUUUGGCGACGAUAUAUAACAUCAGAAACUGAAUCCUUUCACUCCAUCAUAAACCUGAAGAGCAGUUCUGGUCUCUGCAGCGUCUCCGCCCUCAGAUGCAGCUCAGUUUGAAAAGAGGAUCUUCCUGCACCAAAGCAGCAUUUGUGAUGGAGACUCUGUGGAACGUGAGAGCGCACUGGGAUGUAUCCGUGCAGCCGCUGACGUGUCAGGAACACAACAGCCAAUCAGUCCAGUCACCAGCUGACGGGGAUUCCUGCCUCCUUGGUCUGAAGUGGGGGCCAAAUGAAAGCCCUCAGACAGAAACUCGAUCACAAAUGUGGCUCAUCUUUCUGAGAUGAAGAAACACAAAAAGAGAGUUUCUGAAAGGACUUUCCGAACAAAGACGUGUUGAUAGAAAAACGGAGCUCUGAAGGACAGAAAGUGUGGUGCUUGCAGCUGGACAGACCCUGGGAGUAAGCAGACACGUUUAUGGAAAUAAAUCCAGUCCAUGUCCAUGUGGUAACACUUCAUGAAGCGAGGAACCGACAGGAUGAAGUAAAUAACAAACAGGUUGGAUCCAGAUCUAACUGUUUUUAAUGUCUGGAUGAAAUUUUGAGCAACAGGACAAACAAAAGAGGACAAAAAAAGGAAAACUCUCAGCAGAGUCUGAGCUCAGAAGCAAAGACAUGAAGUGUGUUGACUGAUUGAUGCUUUUCCUAUUUUGAGAUGGAUUUUGCGUUUGAUGCUCCUGAGGCGCUCAUGCAGAUGUACCUGUGUCUCUGGACAUAUUUAUUGUAUUCAAGGCAUUGGUUUAUUAAAAAGAUCAACUUUUUGUUAACAUCUGAGCUGUUUGUCGUCUGCACCAAAAUGUGCAUGCGUGUCAUGGUUCAUA
Oryzias melastigma (Indian medaka) is the source of this 3136-nucleotide messenger RNA. It is a transcript of the gene angpt4, whose product is annotated as angiopoietin 4. The transcript is spliced from 10 exons. The record is from RefSeq and is a predicted model, not a curated record. The coding region runs from base 449 to 1972 and encodes 507 amino acids. NCBI's taxonomy places the organism in Eukaryota, Metazoa, Chordata, Actinopteri, Beloniformes, Adrianichthyidae.